Molecule: messenger RNA, 8471 nt
Organism: Porites lobata
Lineage: Eukaryota; Metazoa; Cnidaria; Anthozoa; Scleractinia; Poritidae
Source: the annotation of a GenBank genome assembly
GUUCCGUCAAAAUUAUUCAAGAUGGCGAGCUACGGUUCAGCAGAAGCUAUGGCAGUCGUCCCUGUUAUCGUUGUAACGGCCGUAUGGGUCAUUGUAGGUGGUGUUAUUCCUUUCUUUAUCAAAGGACAGAAUAAGAGGUAAUAGGGCAAGGGUAAAGUAGUCUUCAAGUUGCUAGAAUAAUGCUACUGAGCUUAAUGUAAUCUCAAUAUGUAGUUUUCUCGUACUCAGCGUACUUCAUGAAGGAGGUGAUAAUUUAAGAACACUUCUUUUUAACUGAUGGGGAGCGUGGAAAACAAGACUUGUUGACAAAAUUUUUUAAAAUAAGGUUGAGUUGCCUCUGAUAGAUUUUAUGUGGAUUUGAAGGCUAAACUGUCAUCAUCAUUUUUAUUUGAUAGAAACAAAAUGAAAAGCAGGUUGAGUUUGAUUGUCUGGGUGAACGUAGUCCUGAAUAGGACUUUUGUUGUUGACAGUGACUGACGUUUCGACAACCUAUACGGUAGUCCAGGCUGUUGAGUACCUGUGCGGUAGUCCAGGUUGUUGAGUACCUGUGUGGUAGUCCAGGUUGUUGAGUAUCUGUGCGGUAGUCCAGGUUGUCGGUACUUGAGCUAGCAAGUUAUACAUAUAAGGCUGCUUGAAAUACAGGGCUUGAAAUAAUUUUCCGGCUUGUCUGGAAAAUUUUCAACCAAUCAGAAGCUCUAUAUUUACCAAGGUCUAGGUAGUGAGACAUCAUCAGCAUCAAUAUGCGAUUUCUGCACUUGCGUCUCAGACAUCAAUAUGGGGGGAAACUGUUGGAUGCAUCGCAAAGUGUCAGCUGUUCUCUCUGGCUAUCCAGAGAGUUGAUCUGGCAGGGUAUUCAACCCACGCGACCUCCUGCUUAGCCAAUCAGAGCUUAUCCACUUAAGCAAACUGGGUGCAGGGUUUAACAAAAGUGCUGUCUGCCAGGAGCAACCUGUCAAGCAGCAUGGUUUAAAAAGAUACUCUAAAAGCAUUGACUCAACCUUGCUUGGAGGCAAGAUAAGAAAUGAGGAGGCAAUUAAUUCAUAAGGGGCCUCUUUGUAUGGGCCUGAAAGCCAUAGGGACCAUUUGAGAGAGGCCAGAAAACAGGGUUCGAAAUUAACUUUUGAACUAAGUUGCCCAUGUGGCAACCAUUUUUUCACUUCUAGGCGUCCAAGGUGAAAUCUAGGCAUCAAAUAAACUAAGGGACUACCAACUUGUAAUUUUGUUUAGGUUUAGACAAUUCUGCCUCUGCUCGAGUUUUCUUGCUUGCUGAAAGUUCUUCAGUCUCUUUUUCAGAAAAUGCGUUAGAUAGUUCCUUUCGUUUCCUUUGAACUUCUUUCUCGUUGUCUGAUGUGCGUAAAUACCACAACAAACUGUUCUGCUUUAGUGAGUCCGCCAUGAUUUUAAAAGAAGCACAUGGCAUGUACAUCCCGGAAUUUUCUUGGAGCUUUGGUGUUAGUCCUACUGCGCAGCAAAACAAGAUGGCGGACAAUUACUCCGAACACAUACGCUACGUACGUAUGAAUUGUAAAGAAAAGGAAAAGAAGUGAUAAUUUUUAAAGACUUAGUUUACCAUUUAUCAAGCAGAAAUACUGACUUAGGAUUAUAAUUUUCCAUUAUAAUGAUAAUUGUUCUUAUCUUAAGUUAGCGGGCAGUUUCUGUUAAUGGACAGCUAAAUUCUAGUCAUCCAAGGGGCAACCAUGUUCAGAGAUUUGGUCGUCAGGGUCAAAUUUUGGUCGUCUCUGACGACUGGAUGCCCGUUAAUUUCGAACCCUGGAAAAUUAGAAAAACUGCUGGCUAGCCAGGUUACACAGUAACCAUUGACUGCCUUUGGUACAUACAAUAGUCAGAAACUUAGCAUACCUUCCAUUUUAAAACUGGAAAAAGAUUAUAAUGUUACAAUUGCGCUCAUUUGCUAACCAUUAAUUAUUAUAUAGGUAAACCUUAAUAAAAACUGUAAGAUUGCUUAAAUUUUCAUCAUCUUAUUAGGAUGCUAAAUGUUGGCAAUGAACAGAAACAUACUAGUCUAUUAAAGCUACUAAAAACGAAUACUAAAAAAAUGCAAUAAUUAUAAAUAAUCUAAAGUGAAAAUUUCCAAAGAUGUGGGCAAUUAUAUGGUAAUUUCAAGGAAUCUUCCACAACCAAAGGCAAUACAAGCCAAAAACAUGGUCUAAAAGAUGCAUCCAGAAAUGACCAGUAUUUGCACUUUUUUCAUUCUUUGCUGUCGAACAUACGACAUUGUUUUUUCAUCACAUUGAACUUGUCAUUUGGUUUGUGCACCUCUUUUCUUCUAUAGAGCGAUGUUCCCCUAUCAGUAAUGAAAAAAUGAUAACAAUUAUUAUUAGUGCUAUGCAAGAUCAAGUAAUUAUUACCAGUUGUCAGACAGGCGGGAAACAUUUGCCAAGAUAAAGUGAAUGCUAGUGAAAAAGGGGUUUCUAUAUAUGAGUGGUUACGUUGUGUGAUUGGUUCAAGUGGUGAAUUUGAUAUGUUUGAGUAAUAUAAAGUGAAGACUCAUAUGAGUUGUACAUGUAUCACUUGCCAGGUCCUUCCUCUCAAUAACAUUGCUCACAAAUUCUUAAUGUCUCCAAUGAGAUGCCAUUUCACCAGUUGCACGACUUGUACAAGUCGUACCACUUGACAGGACCCCCCUUUCGACAACUUUGCUCACAAAUUCUAGGUGUCUCUAAUAAGAUGUGAGUCCAUCAAUUGCAUGUGCAAAUGAGAUGCAGUUUAACAAUGUGAUGCCUCAUAUUAGUGAAAACUGAUUCAGUGCAGGAUCAUGCUAUUUUAGAGUUCGGAUUAGCUUAGCCAUCAUGGUAUAUGAGCCAUUAUACCAGGCUCUCUAAAUAAUUAUGGUAACUGUACGGAUCUGUUCAAGAAUUAAAAACAAGCUGAAAAUCGGUUGUUUUUACAAAUAAAGUCAGGAAGAAUUCGCAAUAUUUUGCGGGUGUUUCUAAUAAAAAAAUUAUUCCACUUGCACUUGAUGGAAUGGUUAUAGCCAACUCAGUGCUAUGCGCCUCAUUGGAUAUCUACCACCUCAUAUCCAAUGUGCACUCGUGGAAUUAUCACUCUGAAGUAUCACCCAUUUACCACCCAUACUAAUCACAUGAAUUCAAAGGCUAAUCUCACCACUUUAUCACUUGUGCAAGUUGAAACACUCACAACAUGACUUUCUUGACUUGAAAAAGUGGUGAGUAUUGGACAGCCCUCAUACCUUGCAAAGCUUAGGGAAUAAGCUUCUCCCCCUCCUAAAAAAAGUAAAGAAAGAAUAAUCACUUGGGCAGGAUUCAAACCUGGGAUUGCUGGCAUGCAAGGCCAAUGUUAUUCUGCAAGCCCAUGAAGAACUACAUUGAGCCCAAUAAUAACAACAAAUCAGAAUUACAUAGUUUUCUGAUUGGCUUUGAAACAGUUGGUAUUUAGACAUUGUUUGAUAUAAAUUUGUCCGUGUCUGAAAAGAUUCUGCAUGCUCUCAGACGUGAGGACUAGACAGAUCAAAUAUUAAAGAUUAUCAUUCUGAAGCUGAAGAUUUGAAAACCACAUUAUAAAGGAAUACAACUCAUCCUAUGCCAGGCAGAGUUUCUGGCUUGUCUAACUACAAUUUAUUGUGGCUUGGUCCAAAAUAUUUCCCAGGGUACAAUGAUGUUUGUUACGAGCACAACUUCGAUUUUCAAUUUUUUCUUGUUCUUUAAAAAACAAAAAUUAUUUACCACCCUGGUUUAUGGGGAAAUGUGAUACUGGGAAGGAUAACAACAGACUUAUGCUUACUUUGUCAUUGCAGACUUAUACAGACCAUGCUUGUACUGACUGCUGUAUGCUGUUGGUUAUUGUAUCCUUUCAAAUUUUUAAGUUCAUGUUGAGUAUAAUAGAAUGCUUCAUGAAAGGUUCCCGUAUUGAGUAAAUUCUUUACACACUCUAGUUGUUGACAUUACAAAUCACACUCAGGUACUAAUUUUUGAGGUGACAGGGUGUUGGUGACAGCUGUGUAAGUGGCCUGGCUUUGAUAACUACUGUUACAGUAGGACUUUUUUUUCCUUAACUUGUAUGUAAGCUGGGUUUGUGCUUAUUUCUGUCAACUUAAUCCCCUUAUUGGACCAGAACUGUCAUUAGAAGCACUAAAGGCAGCUGUGAAGGAAUGGGGAGGCAGAACUGUAUAGGAAAAUAUUUCAAUCAUGUAACAAAAAAAGUAAGUACAUGACUUUUGCACUUUAGUUCAAUAAAUUAGCAUCCUUGUAUAAGGUAACAGAGGAUAUGGAAGGGGGUUUUGAAUACAACCAUCUGCAGCCUUAAGCAAGUCCACUGAGUUUCAGUUCACGUGACGGUGGUCCUGAUCGGUAUUGUUAAUGACAAUAACUGAUGAUGUUGCAGCCACCUUCAACUCAGUCCACUUUUUUAUAUAAAUCUAGUCAGGAUGACCAGAUUAAGUUAAGCCUUUAAGCCCCAGUAUCCACGAGCAAAUUCUCUAGACUGAUGCCCCACACCACUGGUAUCCACGAGCCUGACCUUUAUUUUAAACUCAAAAAUGCAUACAUAUCAUAACCUUAGAAAGGUGAUGCUACAAAUUGCAUUUAACAGCAUACAAAACUGAAAUCAUAGGGUUUGUUAAGAGAAUUUAGUCACAUGAUGUGAUUUUCCAAAGCAUUUUUCUCACACACCACUGGUAGCCAUGCCAAGCCGACCGCCGCAACGCACAAAGCAUACAGCGGCAAACAAAAUACAAUCUCAGAGUCCUAGAACUAGAAAAACAACCAUAGCAUAACAGGAACAGAAAAUAAACUGCCCGACUGAAUUACAACGGAAUGGAAAAAAUGAGCUAGGUAUCAUGUUCGACUUGUCUGGACACAGUUCAUGCUAAAUGUUCACCCCAAUACGGGAACGCCUAAAGUCUGGUAAAUAUGAACAAGGUGGAAAUUAAGCCGUAAUUGCCUAAUCAGUUCUCAAGCCUGAAUUGUCUUAGUAACUGUUAACAGUGACUCCGUGGACUCCUGAAUGUAAUUGUUUUUAGACCUCUCACUACUCCAUCCCCCUUGCCUCUGGAAUAGUCGAUCAGGUACACCAAGGGCUGCUGCUGCUGAUGCUCCUCCGGCCCUAAGACUGUGGACUCCAUACAGCUUAGGAUCCAACUCUUCCUUUUGAAGCUCACGCUUUAUCAGCUCAUUUGCUCGACUGUAUGACAUGGGCUCCUUUCUGAGUUCCAUCUUCUUCUCAGUAUGCAGAAUCCGGCGAAAUAGCCUUGAAUUCUUCACAUGACUGCCAACUUUCAAAAAUUUUUCAACUACCGCAACCGGGCAAGGAGAUGAACUACAGCGUGCCACAAAGACCCAAGAUCCAUCCCGGAACUGGUCGUUCUUCCGCUGAACAAGGAAAAUAGCAAGAUGUGUAUCCGCAAACUGAAGAUUGUCAACAGUCAGUCUACUAAGAUCAUCCCAGCGCAGGAAUCCAAAGAAUCCCAAUGCAAACAAUGUAGCAACUUGAAUAUCAACUAAAUUACCAUGUUCAAGCCUACUGAUGACUCUCUUGACCAGACUGACAUCCAAAGCCUUUUUCCGAUUAGGUGGUUUCGCUAAAAUUCUUCUACCGGCUUCAGCUACUUGCCGAAUUAAAGGGUGCUCGUUCAGCUCCUGGUAGCCACUCUUCUUGUGGACCCAGCUUGCUCCAUAUAUAGCAGUGUUAAGCAGUGAGACUGAACUGCCCUGUUGGAUGAGAUGUACCAAAUACAGGGCAAAGACACCAGGAUCAGCUGGUAAGGCAGUUGCACUACACUUCGCAGCCCACUUCUUCCACGUUUGAUAUGCCCGAACAUACGAACUGACUGUCUUAGGUGCUCUAUCCUGGACCAAAACACUUGACAGAGAUUUGGCAAGCUGUGUAAGUGUAGGAUGGUUCACCAUCUCCUCACGCAACCAAACAGACAGGUCCACUUCCCUCUGUACAGACUCAGGCACUGCAAUUAAAUAAAGUGACUUCCUCAGCAAACAAUAAAAUAUUGCGCUGGCAAAUGACAGGAGAAAAACAACAAACGGUAUUUCCAAACUAUUUCUGCCACAAGGUACCGCAAGGCCAACACGGCAACACUUUGCCAAUGGAGAAAUGCAAUGUCAGUAGAAUGAAAUACCCCUAUAGCCAACACAGCUUGGGGUAAACUGCCAUGACAGCAACAAACUGACAAGCCAAAACAGCAAUGACAAUAAUUAAUCAUCAUAACGCCAUGACAGCAAUGACAAACUGACAAGCCAAAAAAUAACAGAAUAUGCAAUGAACAAUAAUUAAUCAUCAUAACAUGAAAACAGCACAGAGUUAAAUAAAUAUGUUGCAAUCCUGCUAAAAAAUUCAUAGCACCAGUAACGAAGCCCUUCCAAGAUCCAUUCAUAUCAACCAGACUGUACUAAAAAUAGCUGACAUGUGCUUCAGUACACGUGGAAUGAAAUAAGGGGGAGGAAAGAGCCAUGACAUUCAUCAACUGAUUCCAACAGGCCAAAAACAGCCCCAUACUUAGGAAUGUCCACUGUCAUAAACCUUGACAUUUCAAAUAAAAAAUAACAAUGAAUAUGCCACCACAGCGAAAAUAAAUAAUCCCCCAGCCUAAUACACUGUAACAUCGCCUUGUCCACUAGAAUAGGUAAGAACAACCAAAUUGAUACCCACUGCAAUCCCCUGACAGUCACUGGGCCAACAUGCCAAAAUGGAUCAGUCCAGAGACGCACAACAGGACCCAGGGCAAGACCCAUAGGAACCUAAAAAAGGCAUCUAGAUAAAGCGCUUCUCUGAGAGCUAAAAUUAGGAAGGACGGACCCACUGGCUUUUCUCCUCGUUGGCGAUGAACCCACUGAAUAUGUUGCACAGGAACUUGCAGAUCCUUAUAGUGUUUGACAAGUGCUCUUUGAAUGUAAAAUGAAAAUAUCUAAGCUGAUCCUUGUAGAAUAAAGAAAAACCAAGGAAUUGGCAAUGUUGUGGAAAAAUCUCUAUGUGGUGGUAGCCACUUUUAUAAUCAAAUUUGAAGAACCAGUCACCCUUCGAAAACAAACCUGCAGCAGUUCGAAUGUCCUCAUACUUGAACUUACAUGACCGCAAGUGUUUGUUUACAUAACGCAAAGUCCAGUCAGGAACAGCGAUGACCAUUCAGUUCCUUUGCCCGUAACUGAAGCUCGGCACUCACGCGCGAAAUGGCCGGUUCGGAAGCAGCGAAAACAAGUUUGCUGUGAUUAACUGUUAAUGUUUGUUACCUUUAAGCCCCAGUAUCCACGAGCAAAUUCUCUAGAUGAUGCUCAUAUAUUUUCUGAAAGGAUUUGUUAAGAGAAUUUAAUAUGUGAUCAAAGCAUUUUCCCGUACCAUGGUAUUUUGCAGAAUGCUGAAUGACUCUGAAGUUUAGUGAUUAGGGUUAGGAAACUGAGUGAAUCAGGCUCCAUUUAGAGUCAUUAUCCUGGGAAAACUGACCUGUAACUUGAUUCACUCAGUUUCCUAACCCUAAUCGAUCGAUAAACUUCAGGAGUCAUUCAGCAUUGUCGUUCGGCAUUCUGCAAAAUACCUUUGCUGAUUUUCCCAUUGGUGAUAAUUUUAUUUAUUCUCGUCAGGUUUUCUCUUGAUACUACGUAUGGGUAAUGUUGGGAGGAAAUUCAUUUUGGUCACUUGUGGGACUUAGAAAGGGUUUUAAAAAAGUAGGAGACCAUUGACAUACAGGUAGUGGCAUGUAAGAAGAUUUCCCCAUCCCAACCAGCCAUAAGGUAGCACAUGUUUAUAACUUGAUUAAGCUCCUUGGGUUGCACAUGUGUUUAUACUUAAUCUUGGACUUCUCAGACCUCUGUCAGACCGCACAUUUUCUUUUGUCUGUUGGCUAUUACUGUGAAACGUGGGUCUCAGAAACACAAUAAAUAUUCUGGAAUGCUACUGCGUUACAAGGAAAAAGCCAAUUAGGAGUGGGAAACUCUUUAAACCACAAUUAUCAAUGGUGAUUAGUAUUUUGUUGCUUGCUCGCAUGUUCUGAUCUAUUUUUUUCUUAUUAUGAUACACUAUAGCACAUUCAACAAGCAGUCAUGAAAUAUUGCAGUUGUUCAUGGAUGUCUAAGUUUGGCAGUAAUGUCAGUAGGGGUAUAUAAUUAUUAUUUAAAACAUUACCUUUUGCUUAUGAUGACAGUUUUUUACUGUUAUGUUUCUCUUUCUGCAGGAAGGAUACUGAAAUAUGGAUUACACAUGUAACUUCUCUAAAUUAUCGUUGGCACAGACAGCUGAAAAAUGAGUAGUCAAGUGCAAUAAUGAAUAUGACCCACAUAUUGUUAUUACUUCUGUCAGCAAGUAGCAGCAAUACUUUGCCUACCCUGCAAGCAGAGGUUUCUCUCUUGAAGCCAUUAAGACAGACAAGCCACAGGAAUGACUUCGUAAACGCUAUAAAAAGCCAUGCAAGUGAGAAACGUCUGUUCGCAGCGUAUUCUUUGCCUAAUUUUUAUGUCUUACAGGAUCAUACUUGACUUGUUAUCCAAUCU